Phytophthora infestans T30-4 is the source of this 1410-nucleotide messenger RNA. RefSeq lists its product as uncharacterized. Lineage: Eukaryota; Oomycota; Peronosporomycetes; Peronosporales; Peronosporaceae. The coding region runs from base 1 to 1410 and encodes 469 amino acids. The record is from RefSeq and is a predicted model, not a curated record. Gene Ontology annotation, molecular function: protein binding. Gene Ontology annotation, cellular component: cytoplasm. The transcript is spliced from 2 exons.
AUGCCUCGCAUCACGGUUGAGCUGCUACGCAAGCGCGCGGAGCACAAUGAAGGCACGAUCUCCACACUCGAGGAGAUUUCCUUGCACCAAGAAGAACUGGAGAAGAUGGAGGUAAUCGGCACCAUGUGUCGCAAGCUGCGUAUCCUUUACCUCCAAAAUAACAUCAUCGAAAAGAUCGAGGACUUGACGCACCUGAAGGAGCUACGAUACCUCAAUUUGGCUCUGAAUAACAUAUUUGAGAUCGAAGGUCUGCAGAGCUGCGAAUUCCUUAACAAACUGGACCUCACCGUCAACUUCGUGGACUUUGACACGCUGGAAAGGAGUAUCGACCACCUCAAACCUCUGCAGCAUCUCCGAGAACUCUACAUGCUCGGGAAUCCGUGUCAAUCUGACUGGGAGACCGGAUUCCGAGAAUACAUAAUCGCUUCACUACCUCAACUGGGGAUUCUAGACGGUAAAGAGAUCCAUCGUAGUGACCGGAUCAAGGCUCUGCAAGUCUUUCAAGAGAGACAAAAGUACGUGCGUAGAGAAGCCAUUAAGGUACUUGCCAAAAAGGCGCAACAAAAAGAAAAAGAUGAAGCGGUGAUUGAAGUGGUCGGUGGCGAAGCGACCGACAUUUCAGAGAAGAAGGCGGUAUUGUCGUCGACGGAGAAGGUGCCAUAUACACCGCACACUCGUCGUGAAAUGUAUCUCGAGAUGGCGGAGCAGAAGGAAGAAGAAGAAGCUCGUAGACGUGAGAACCAGCCAAGGGAGAGAAACACAGAAGCUGAACACAAGGAGUCACUACGGAAGGCUCGGGAGCUGGAAGAGAGGGCAGACGGGUCCGUUCGACAGUGCAACGAAGGCAAGUGGGACUUCCGACUUACAGAUGAGAUCCUCGACAUCAUACUGGAAGUGGAUCUACCUCGGUUCAUGGACACGUCGAUGGUGGACGUGGAUGUUCAUCCUUCGUAUGUCUCCAUUGUGGCGAAAAAUAAAGUUCUCCGACUUAAAUUCCCGGAGCUUGUACACUCAGAUGCAGGUAAAGCGGAACGAUCCAAGACCACGGGAACUCUGCGCUUGACGCUUCCGAAAGCGCAUGUCACUCCUACACAACAACUACGUGCCAAGCUGCACCGUGAAGAGCAGGAGAAAAAGAGAAAGGACAAGAAAAAAACACCUUCGACCAUGAAGAACACAUCGAGGCACACCAAGAUUUCUGACGAGCUUCUGGAAGCUGCGAAUAAAACCUCAGCGGAUCAACGUCGUGCGGUCAGCAUUCGCGGGCUAGUGAAGAAAGAGAACGACGAUGGCAACAGUAAACGUGUGCAGAUGACUCCACUAGUGACGAAAACGACUGCGACCCACAGUAUUGGACCCGAAGUAGAGCUUGAAGAGGAGCACGAAGACGCCCCACCGCUAGUUUUCUAG